Leptinotarsa decemlineata (Colorado potato beetle) is the source of this 1586-nucleotide messenger RNA. RefSeq lists its product as uncharacterized. The record is from RefSeq and is a predicted model, not a curated record. Gene Ontology annotation, cellular component: plasma membrane. NCBI's taxonomy places the organism in Eukaryota, Metazoa, Arthropoda, Insecta, Coleoptera, Chrysomelidae. Gene Ontology annotation, biological process: nucleoside transmembrane transport. Gene Ontology annotation, molecular function: nucleoside transmembrane transporter activity.
GUCGCACCACCAGUAUACUUGACGGUGUUUAAUUUAUGUUUUUAUUUUGGUUUCCACAUUAGCCUUCGUUCAUUCAUUAUAUUCGUUAUAAUUGAAACCUAAUAUCCGUUGAUUAUUAUUCAGCUGAAGUGAAUGGAGAUAAGACAGCGUACUAUUUGCAUGUCGGAUUCUAAUAAAAGAAAUUCGAAUUCAACGUGCGAAGUGAUUUGAUAAUGUGAGUGAGUGUUUUGCCGGAAAAUGGAGGAGAAUUUUCCGAUGAAAAAUGUCACGAGGCGGAACAGUGAAUCUACAGAUUCCAAAAGAAUCAACACAGAAGAAAGAAAUCACAGAGUUAUCGAAAUCGGGCCUCCAGACACAUUUCUUCUAGUCCAUUUAUUAUUUUUGUUACUUGGAAUAAUGCAUCUGCUACCAACAACUUUUUUUGUGACAGCAAAUGACUAUUGGAUGUAUAAAUUUCGAUCCAUCUCUUCGAACAACACGAACGACAGAUCCGAUCUCCAGUCAAAUUUUGCUUCAGGUUCCAAUAUAGCUUCUACGGUACCGUCAGUAGUCUGCAUGGUCCUGGCAACCGUAUUCGGAUAUAAAAUGAAGCUGAGGACGAGGAUUUUAGCUUCGCUAUUUAUAUUAGCUGCCAGUUUGGCCGUAUCGACCAUAUUCAUCAAUGUUGAUACUGACGAGUGGCAAACGGGGUUUUUCGCUCUCACGAUGCUGAUUUUGGCGAUAAUGAAUGGAAUAAUGGCCCUUUUCCAAGUGAGCACUCUAGCCCUCGUCUCCAAGCUACCUCCAGCUUACUUAAAAACGUUCCUAGUGGGUCAGGGCGUUGGAGGUAUCUUCACGUCAUCCCUCCAGGUGCUCUCCCUUGCAGUUGGUACUUCAUCAAAAGCAUCGGCUCUCGUGUACUUUCUCUUCGGCACUCUGAUAACCUCCAUCACGCUAGUCAUGUUCUACUAUAGCAAGAACUCGUCUUUCUAUAACUUCCAUUACGAAAAAAACCCGGAGGACACCAAGAAGGAUAUUAUCUGCUUCGUGGAGUUCAGAGACGUGUCCAAGAAGAUUUGGUCCAGCUUAGCGAUAGGCAUGGCUGGUGCUCUAGCUUACGCUCCGACACAUCCUGCGGUUGCAGCUUUGGUAGUCUCAGAGUUUAGAGGGAAUGAGAACGAUUGGAACGAAAAAUAUUUCGUAGCUGUUGUAACUUUCUUGUACAGUGACAUCUGCAGCGUCAUUGGGCGAGUAAUGGCAACAUCGUUGAAUAAGCGCCCCAGUGAUCUUUGGUUGGUAGGAUUGUCGAUCAGCAGGAUAUUCUUUUUCGUUCCACUGUUCAUGUUCUGCAAUACCCUACCGAGGAAUCACCUUCCAGUAUUAUUUCCCCAUGAUUGGCAAUACGUCAUCAUCCUGGGUAGUUUCAUGAUAAGCAGCGGAUACUUUUUCAACAUUGCCUUCAUGAAUGUCACCAGGUUGGCUCCAGAGAAUGAAGAAACUUCUUAUUUGAUAAUGCAAACAUUUAUAGGAAUAGUUUCUGCAGCAUUUUCUCCUUUGGGGGUUCUUUGCGUUGAAUUAUUAUGAUACAUUAAAGUGAUUAGCAAUGA